GUUGCUGGCGCUAAAAUUUUAGCGUCAUUUUCUACCAAAGUCGAUCUGCUCCUUCUCCGACUGCCACCACUAUCACACUACUGUGCGCAUCUUGGAAGUCGUCAAAACUUGAAGUGUAUCACACAGUAUUGCCAAUAGGUCGGAUGUGCAGAUGCGGGAGCCCCGUAUCCAAACUUUGAUAAGGAAACGGAACCAAGCUUUCACGUCAACAUGUCCAAUCAAGACGGUCUAGAAUGGGUAGAAGGCAAGUUCGGUCUCGAGCCACACUGGAUCAGAGAGCCUGACACCAACAUUGUCUCUCAAAUCGCACGCAAGAAUCUGAAUCUCAGCAGUGACGUCCCAGUCGAUGUCACUUUCCACUCCAAAGGCGCCUUCACCAAGCUCUACAAAAUCUCGACCCCGGAUAAACCAUACCUUCUACGCGUCUCCCUCCCCGUAGACCCACACCACAGGACAGAAAGCGCCGUGUCCACAAUCGCCUUCGUGCGGCAAAUCACAUCCAUCCCAGUGCCCCACAUCAUCGCCUACUCCUCCGACAACUUAAACGAACUAGGCUUCGAAUGGGUCCUCAUAGACAACAUACCCGGCACUACUCUGCACAAAGUAUGGAGAGGAAUGUCCUGGGACGCCAAAGAAGCGAUCGUCAAGCAGCUAGUCGAGCACCAGGCGCAACUCUUCGAACAUCGGUUCCAGAAAAUCGGGAAUAUUUUCCGCCAGGACGAUGGGUUCGUGGUGGACCGUAUGGUUACCACGAUAUUCUUCCAAGGCGAUCACCUCACGCACAACGCCGUUCGCGGACCGUUUACGUCGAGCUACGAGUGGCUGAAGGCACGGUUACAGCUCGUUCUUACUGAUCAGCAGCGCAUCCUAAGUACGUCGUGCGAUGAAGACGAGAUUGAGGAUGCAGAGUUUGCGCAUGGGUUGGCGAAGAAGUUGGUUGAGAUACUGCCGACCGUGUCCCUGCCUAACGUUAGCGCCAGUGAACCGACUGUUCUCUUCCAUGAUAAUCUGUUGAUGCAUAACAUCAUGGUCGAUGACGAGGGGAAGCUACUAGCGAUCAUGGACUGGGAGUGUAUCUCAGCCGUGCCACUAUGGCGAGCUUGCCAGUUGCCUCAGCUGUUUGAUGAAUGGAUCCGGAGAGAGAAGCCCGAGAAAAACAACUAUGCACCAGACUCCGAUGAAGAAGACGAGGAUGACGAUGGACUCGACAACGAGGGUAUCAGUGAUCUGUACUGGGAACAUCUGCUGGAGUACGAGAUGUGGCAGUUGCGUAAGCUCUUCGUGGAGGAGAUGGAGAAGUCAAGUCCAGCUUGGAUCGCAGUGACACAGCAGGGCAUACUGAAAGUCGACUUCGAGAGAGCGGUGCAGGACUGUGACAACGGGUGGAGGAACAGGGUUGUCAAACGAUGGGUAGACUCAUUGGCAGAGGGCGAGCCUAAGAGCCUAACACAUAUGCUAUACUCCUACUCUGAGAGUAAUUAAGCAAGCCAGACGAGCAUGGACUUGGAGGAGGCUUGAUUGGGCUCUUGAAGUCAUUGCCUGCGUCCAGACUUCUGGCAGCGCAGGAGGCAUGUAAAUACGAGCACUACCAGAUAUCAAUGAUCUCCAUCUACAUGGGUCAUGGCGCUACAUCAAACCAACA
Molecule: messenger RNA, 1642 nt
Organism: Macroventuria anomochaeta
Lineage: Eukaryota; Fungi; Ascomycota; Dothideomycetes; Pleosporales; Didymellaceae
Exons: 1
Coding region: 211-1482 (423 amino acids)
Source: RefSeq, a predicted model, not a curated record